AUGGUCUUCACGCGCCCCUCCACCAUCCCACUACCAACAAUCUGGCACCGGUUCUCGGUAACCAGGGGAGGCGUCACCCACAACCUGAGGGUGCAGGACCUUACUCCUGAGAUGAGGGAAGCCGCUGUUCAGCUGCUAGCCAAAUACUUCACGAGGGAUGAGCCGCCUUGCAAGUACAUAGAUAUCAACAAGUACCCGACGGCUCUGGCUGAGCUGACUAAACUCUGGUGGAAGACCAUGGAGGACAACGUGUCGCUGGUCUGCGUCGAGGACAAAGAGGGGGGGGAGCUGGUGGGGUGCAACGUGCUCACUGUGGCCUGCAGGGGCGAUGAUGAUGAGGCUUUCCAGACGGAAGAUAAAGUCUGGGCGAAGCUGUUCGGAGCAGUGGACGCCGUUAGCCGUGGGGUGAAUAUCUUCGAGAAGUACCGGGUGGAGCAGUACCUUACCGCGUAUGGCCUGGUGGUGGACCCCAAGUGGAGGGGGCUUAGCGUUGGGAAGGAGAUACUUAGAGCCAGGGUGCCUCUGUGUAAGGCCCUGGGCAUCAAAGUUACAGCAACUGUCUUCACGGCGGGGGCGUCACAGGCGGUCGCGGCUAAAGCGGGGUUCACGACAAUCUUCGAGAUUUCUUACGAAGACCUGGCCAAGCGAGGGUUCAUCUUCCCAGGCAUUGAGGAGGACACGAAGAGUUCAAAGCUGAUGGUAUUGGUUGUUGAGUAGGUUUGGUCUUGGCUUGAUCUGCACACAUCAUCAUCACUAAUUUAAGAGCCAAGCUCUUGUCGGUGUAGCAUUCUCCAUUCUUGUCUAUCAAAAACCAAUUCCUUCACUUCCUUAUAAGACGUUCGCCCACAAACAUAAACUCUAAUGUUUCCCACCGGGGUAAGCAGAGACUAUGGAAUUCCAUUUGCUUCGAUCCUAACAC
Molecule: messenger RNA, 919 nt
Organism: Pectinophora gossypiella (pink bollworm)
Lineage: Eukaryota; Metazoa; Arthropoda; Insecta; Lepidoptera; Gelechiidae
Exons: 4
Coding region: 1-717 (238 amino acids)
Molecular function (GO): N-acetyltransferase activity
Source: RefSeq, a predicted model, not a curated record